Molecule: messenger RNA, 1050 nt
Organism: Capsicum annuum
Lineage: Eukaryota; Viridiplantae; Streptophyta; Magnoliopsida; Solanales; Solanaceae
Product: fasciclin-like arabinogalactan protein 12
Exons: 2
Coding region: 86-838 (250 amino acids)
Source: RefSeq, a predicted model, not a curated record
ACUCAUCUAUUAUCAACAACAUUCAAUUCCUCUCUAUAUUCCAACCUUCCAAUUCUUGUAUUAAACAUAAAAAAAACAAAACAAAAUGAAACACCAAAUUAUUUCUUAUUUUUCACUCAUUUUACUUACAAUAAUCAUCCAAUUUUCCACCUUAACACUAUCACAAACAGCCACAUCUCCAACCCCAUCUGGUCCAACAAACCUAACACAAAUCCUAGAAAAAGCUGGCCAAUUCACAACACUAAUAAGACUAAUGAAAGUAACACAAGUUGGUGAUCAAAUCAACACACAAUUAAACAAUUCUAAUCAAGGCAUGACAGUUUUUGCACCAACUGAUAAUGCAUUUUCUGGCUUAAAAUCUGGGACAAUAAACUCACUAAGUGCACAACAACAAGUUCAACUUGUGCAGUUUCAUGUGUUGCCUAACUUCAUUUCUAUGUCACAGUUUCAAACUGUUAGUAAUCCUUUGAGAACACAAGCUGGUGAUGCUAGUGCUGGUGAUUUCCCAUUGAAUGUAACGACGUCCGGCAACCAAGUUAAUGUGUCUACUGGUGUUGAUGAUGCUACUGUGGCUAACACAAUUUAUUCUGAUGGUCAGCUUGCUGUUUAUCAGGUUGAUAAAGUGCUUCAACCUUUGAGUAUCUUUGCUGCACCUUCUCCGGCAACGGCACCGGCUCCAGCGACAUUGAAGUCGAAAAGUAAGUCUCCGGCAGGACUGAGCCCUAGCUCCGGUAGCGACGACUCACCGGCGGAUGCUUCCGGUGGUGAGAGGAAUAUUAUUGCCAUGCAUGGCAUGAGGGUUUUGUUUUUUGGAGUUUCUUUGUUUGCAUUAUUGUAAAUUUUAGAAAAAAAAAUAUUGGAUGGUGAGGAUUUGUUUUGAUUUUUGAUGAGUUGAUUCAAUGGUUGUGAUUCAUUUGAAUAAUUACCCUAUCAUUUUAAAUUCUCUUUUUUUCAUGUUUUUUUUUUUACCUUUUUUUUGUGGGGUAUAUUCAUAUGUAAACCUAUUAAGAAACAAUUUUUGAUGUAUCUACAAUUAUGUGUAUUUCAUUA